CAAAAUUUUUUUGAAGGCCAAUCGGAAAACUCUCCUAUCAACAAAGAAAACCUCUUUACAACUGUUGGCCACAUACCCCGACACAACAGGCCAAAAUACUAAACUCAACCACCACCCCAUCAGCCCAAGCGAGAGGCAAACCAGUAAUAGCAGCAGAUCAGGCAGGAGAGGAUCACACAUCCUCAAUCCCACUCCCACCUACCAUGGCCGCCACCUUAUCCCUCCUCUCACCAACCUCCCUCUCCUCCCUCCGCCGCCAUAAUGCCACCCCAACUCACAUCCACCUGCGUAGCACCCCCUCCAAGUUCUCAAUCAGGGCUUUCUCCGCCCCAGUUCUCACCCAAGACGACCUCAAGAAACUUGCUGCCGACAAGGCCGUCGAGUACGUUAAAAGCGGCAUGGUCCUCGGGCUUGGAACCGGCUCCACCGCCGCAUUUGUGGUGGAUAAGAUCGGGGCCCUCAUCAAAUCCGGCGGACUCACGGAUAUAGUGGGCGUGCCUACAUCCAAGCGCACACAAGAACAGGCCGCCUCCCUCGGCAUCCCGCUAUCUACCCUUGACGCCCACCCGCAUCUUGACCUUGCAAUUGACGGAGCUGACGAGGUGGACCCAAAUCUUGACCUGGUGAAGGGCCGCGGUGGAGCCCUUUUGCGUGAGAAAAUGGUCGAAGCUGCGUCUGACAAAUUUGUGGUGGUGGUUGAUGACUCAAAAUUGGUAUCUGGGCUCGGCGGAUCAGGUCUCGCCAUGCCCGUGGAGGUGGUGCAAUUUUGCUGGAAUUAUAAUUUGGUCAGGCUGCAAGAAUUGUUCAAGGAAGAAGGGUGCGAGGCGAAGCUGAGAUUGGACGGCAGUGGGAAGCCUUAUGUUACUGAUAAUUCUAAUUACAUAGUGGACUUGUACUUCAAAACUCCCAUAAAGGACUCAGGCGCGGCCGGGAAGGAGAUUGCGGCACUGGAAGGGGUCGUGGAGCACGGGUUGUUCUUGGAUAUGGCGACUGCUGUGAUCAUUGCUGGUGGAGAUGGAGUGAGUAUCAAGAGCAAGUGAAGAGAAAGUCAACACUUUGAUCCUUCUAUGCUUAAUUUUUGUGUUGGAUGCUUUGGACAAAUCUUCUGCUUUAGUCUUGAUAACUAUUCCAAUCAUGCUGAAACUGUUGAAUGAGUUCUUUCAUUCAGCAUACUGUGCCCGGAAAACUGCAAUUGUCAUGCGAAAUGGUGUUAGCCAUUUGCACGUUUGGCUCUCUGUUCUUGGAGUUUCUUCCAGGCGAGGUUCAUUAUAACGAGUUUGAGUUCUGAGUCCGGCCAUGGAGUCCUUGAGAAUAAAUGUGGUGGUUCUGACCUUUGCCUCUCCAGGCAUUAGAUUGCUUGAGAGAAGGCUACAGAUGUAAGGAAGGGUAAAAUCUUGGCCAUAGGGAAUGAAGUCUACUUGGAAUGCUGUUGAUCCGACUAAUCUUUGGCAGCAAAUU
Sesamum indicum (sesame) is the source of this 1458-nucleotide messenger RNA. Its product is annotated as Ribose 5-phosphate isomerase, type A protein. Gene Ontology annotation, molecular function: ribose-5-phosphate isomerase activity. Gene Ontology annotation, biological process: pentose-phosphate shunt, non-oxidative branch. NCBI's taxonomy places the organism in Eukaryota, Viridiplantae, Streptophyta, Magnoliopsida, Lamiales, Pedaliaceae. The record is from RefSeq and is a predicted model, not a curated record.